Messenger RNA from Penicillium waksmanii, 5790 nucleotides. RefSeq names its product 1,3-beta-glucan synthase. Gene Ontology annotation, cellular component: plasma membrane; 1,3-beta-D-glucan synthase complex. Gene Ontology annotation, molecular function: 1,3-beta-D-glucan synthase activity. The coding region runs from base 1 to 5790 and encodes 1929 amino acids. Lineage: Eukaryota; Fungi; Ascomycota; Eurotiomycetes; Eurotiales; Aspergillaceae. Gene Ontology annotation, biological process: (1->3)-beta-D-glucan biosynthetic process; fungal-type cell wall polysaccharide biosynthetic process. The record is from RefSeq and is a predicted model, not a curated record. The transcript has 4 exons.
AUGUCUGGCUACCAACAAGGCCACUAUGAUGAUGGCUAUGGCCACCCGGCGGGCCACGGGGAUUCCUACUACCAGGAUGAACACGCCGGCCAGGGAUACUACGAUCAUCAAGGUUAUGAUGAUGGCUACUAUGACCAAGGGUAUGAAGACCCCCGCGGAUGGGAUCAAAUGAGAUCGAGUCUAUCACAGAACACAACUGACCCAGUUUCUUUUCUUUCAUUUAGCGGCCACUACGCAGCGGAUGGCGGACACCCUGCCCCUCAAGGGAACCAGGGCUACGCUGAUGGCGGAUACUAUGAAGGUGGCCAUCAGGAUGAGUACUACGGAGAUCAGUACUACGACCAAGGAGGCCAGAACCGAGGCCAUCGCGGAGACUCAGAGGAGGAUUCGGAAACUUUCAGCGACUUCACUAUGAGAUCUGAAACCGCUCGCGCGGCCGAUAUGGACUACUACGGCCGAGGUGAUGAGCGUUACAACAGCUAUGGCUACGCCGACAGCCAGUAUGGUGGUCGUAGCGGCUACGGUGGCUACCGUCCACCCUCAUCCCAGGUCUCCUACGGUGGGAACCGUUCCUCUGGAGCAUCUACCCCCGUGUAUGGCAUGGACUAUGGAAACGCGUUGCCGGCUGGCCAGCGUUCGCGAGAGCCCUAUCCGGCCUGGACUACUGAUGCUCAGAUUCCUCUCUCCAAGGAAGAGCUCGAGGACAUCUUUCUCGACCUCGUCAACAAAUUCGGUUUCCAGCGUGACAGCAUGCGUAACAUGUACGACCAUAUGAUGACUCUGCUCGACUCUCGAGCUUCUCGCAUGACCCCUAACCAGGCUCUGCUGUCGCUCCACGCCGACUACAUCGGUGGACACAACGCCAACUACCGUCGUUGGUACUUCGCGGCCCAUUUGGACCUGGAUGAUGCGGUCGGUUUCGCCAACAUGAAACUUGGUAAAGCGGACCGUAAGACCCGGAAGGCUCGCAAGGCCGCCCAGAAAGCCGCCAAGCAGAAUCCCGAGAACGAGGAGGAGACUCUAGAUGCUCUAGAAGGUGACAACAGUCUUGAGGCUGCAGAAUACCGCUGGAAAUCUCGCAUGAACCGCAUGUCUCAGCACGACCGUGCGCGUCAGAUCGCCCUGUAUCUCCUCAUUUGGGGUGAGGCCAACCAGGUUCGAUUCUUGCCUGAGUGCAUUUGCUUCAUCUUCAAGUGUGCCGACGACUACUACUCCUCACCCGAGUGCCAAAACAAAGUUGAGCCUGUUGAAGAGUUCACCUACCUAAACGAUAUCAUCACACCCCUCUACCAAUACUGCCGUGAUCAAGGUUAUGAGAUCGUGGAUGGCAAGUAUGUGAGACGUGAACGCGAUCACAACCAAGUCAUCGGUUAUGAUGACAUGAACCAGCUGUUCUGGUACCCCGAGGGUAUUGAACGCAUCCAUUUCGAAGACAAGACCCGUCUGGUGGAUAUCCCUCCUGCGGAACGUUGGCCCAAACUGAAAGAUGUCCUCUGGAAUAAGGCCUUCUUCAAGACCUACAAGGAGGUUCGCUCCUGGUUCCACAUGGUCACCAACUUCAACCGUAUCUGGGUCAUUCAUUUGUGCUCCUUCUGGUUCUUCACCGCUUACAACUCCCCCUCUCUGUAUGUCGGUAGAUACCAACAGCAGGUUGACAACAAGCCGCCUCCCUACAAGUACCUGGCUGCUGUUGGUUUUGGCGGCGCUCUUGCGGCGUUCAUCCAGAUCUUCGCUACCAUCUGUGAAUGGCUAUACGUACCUCGUCGUUGGGCUGGUGCUCAGCAUCUCCGCAAGCGCUUCAUGUUCCUGCUCGCGGUCUUCGUCGUCAACCUAGUCCCUGGUGUCAUCAUUUUCGGCUUCCUUAAGCAGUUCCUGAAAAAAUGCACCAUCUUCUUUGCUAUCAUGCCCCUCGGUGCGAUGUUCGGAAAUUACAUGAAGAAGCACGGCCGACAGUAUGUCGCCAGUCAGACCUUCACUGCCAGUUUCCCUCGACUGCACGGCAAUGAUAUGUGGAUGUCGUUUGGUCUCUGGGUUUGUGUAUUUGGCGCUAAGCUGGCCGAGUCUUAUUUCUUCUUGACUUUGUCCUUCAAGGAUCCCAUUCGUAUCUUGUCUCCGAUGCAUAUCCGCCAGUGUACUGGUGUCGUCUGGAUCGGUAACACGCUUUGCCACAAGCAGCCUCAGAUCCUCCUGGGUCUGAUGUUCUUUAUGGAUCUCACCCUGUUCUUCCUCGACAGCUACCUCUGGUACAUUAUCUGCAACACCAUCUUCUCGGUGGCCCGUUCUUUCUACCUCGGUGUCUCGAUCUGGUCUCCCUGGCGAAACAUCUUCUCCCGCCUUCCGAAGCGUAUCUACUCCAAAGUCCUGGCUACCACCGACAUGGAAAUCAAGUACAAGCCGAAGGUUCUGAUCUCUCAGGUGUGGAACGCCAUUAUUAUCUCGAUGUAUCGCGAGCACCUGUUGGCCAUCGACCACGUCCAGAAGCUUCUUUACCAUCAGGUGCCGUCCGAGCAAGAGGGAAAGCGUACCCUGCGUGCCCCGACGUUCUUUGUUUCUCAGGAGGAUCAAUCCUUCAAGACCGAGUUCUUCCCUGCUGGAAGCGAGGCUGAACGACGUAUCUCUUUCUUCGCUCAGUCUCUGUCUACUCCCAUGCCCGAGCCCCUGCCCGUCGACAACAUGCCUACUUUCAGUGUCCUGAUUCCUCACUACAGUGAGAAGAUUCUUCUCUCUCUCCGUGAGAUCAUCCGUGAAGAUGAGCCGUACUCUCGUUGGGAUUGCUUCGUCAAGGACACCAAGAUCUUGGCCGAUGAAACCUCCCAAAUGAAUGGCGACUACUCGGAGAAGGGCGAAAAGGAUGCGGCCAAGAGCAAGAUUGAUGACUUACCUUUCUACUGCAUUGGUUUCAAGUCUGCCGCUCCUGAGUAUACUCUGCGUACCCGUAUUUGGGCUUCUCUCCGUUCCCAGACCCUGUACCGUACGGUAUCUGGUUUCAUGAACUACAGCCGAGCUAUCAAAUUGCUAUACCGUGUCGAGAACCCUGAAGUUGUCCAAAUGUUUGGUGGUAACUCUGAGAAGCUUGAGCGCGAGCUUGAACGCAUGGCUCGCCGCAAGUUCCGCAUCUGCGUCUCCAUGCAGCGUUAUGCCAAGUUCAACAAGGAUGAGCGUGAGAACACGGAGUUCCUCCUUCGUGCUUACCCUGACCUUCAGAUCGCCUACCUCGAUGAAGAGCCCGCUAUCGCCGAAGGCGAGGAGCCUCGUCUGUACUCCGCUCUCAUCGAUGGCCACUGCGAACUUCUCGAGAAUGGUACUCGCAAGCCUAAGUUCCGUAUCCAGCUCUCUGGUAACCCCAUUCUCGGUGACGGAAAGUCCGACAAUCAAAACCAUGCUAUCAUCUUCUACCGUGGUGAAUACAUCCAGUUGAUUGAUGCCAACCAGGACAACUACUUGGAAGAGUGCCUUAAGAUUCGCAGUGUCCUCUCAGAGUUCGAGGAGCUGACCACCGACAACGUUUCCCCCUACACCCCUGGUAUUCCUUCUCCUGACAGCCACCCCGUCGCCAUUCUCGGUGCUCGUGAAUACAUUUUCUCCGAGAGCAUUGGUGUUCUUGGUGAUGUUGCCGCUUCCAAGGAACAAACUUUCGGUACCCUGUUCGCCCGUACCCUCGCUCAAAUCGGUGGUAAGCUGCAUUAUGGUCAUCCCGAUUUCCUGAACGCUACCUUCAUGUGUACGCGUGGUGGUGUGUCGAAGGCGCAAAAGGGUCUUCACCUGAACGAGGAUAUUUACGCCGGUAUGAACGCUAUCCUGCGUGGUGGUCGUAUCAAGCACUGCGAGUACUUCCAGUGUGGUAAGGGCCGUGAUCUGGGUUUCGGUUCCAUUCUUAACUUCACAACCAAGAUUGGUACUGGUAUGGGUGAGCAGAUGCUGUCUCGCGAAUACUACUACCUGGGUACCCAACUGCCUCUUGAUCGCUUCCUCUCGUUCUACUAUGCCCAUCCCGGUUUCCACUUGAACAAUAUGUUCAUCAUGUUGUCUGUGCAAAUGUUUAUGCUUGUUCUGAUCAACUUGGGUGCUCUGAAGCACGAGACCAUCACCUGCCGAUACAACUCGGACCUGCCCAUCACCGAUCCCCUUCGUCCUACUUACUGCGCUGACCUUCAGCCAAUCAUCAACUGGGUCAAUCGUUGCGUUAUCUCAAUUUUCAUCGUGUUCUUCAUCUCCUUCGUGCCUCUUGCCGUUCAGGAAUUGACUGAACGUGGUGUCUGGCGCAUGGCUACCCGUCUGGCCAAGCACUUCGGCUCCUUCUCCUUCAUGUUCGAGGUCUUCGUUUGUCAGAUCUACUCCAACGCUGUUCACCAGAAUUUGUCCUUCGGUGGUGCCCGUUACAUUGGUACCGGUCGUGGUUUCGCCACCGCCCGCAUCCCAUUCGGUGUUCUAUACUCCCGUUUCGCCGGUCCCUCGAUCUACACUGGUUCUCGUCUCCUUCUGAUGUUGCUGUUCUCCACGUCGACCGUGUGGACGCCUGCCCUCAUCUGGUUCUGGGUUUCACUGCUGGCCAUGAUCAUCUCGCCCUUCCUGUUCAACCCUCACCAGUUCGCGUGGAACGAUUUCUUCAUUGAUUAUCGUGACUACAUCCGUUGGCUCUCGCGUGGUAACUCCCGCUCUCACGCCUCGUCCUGGAUUGGCUUCUGCCGUCUGUCCCGUACCCGUAUCACCGGUUACAAGCGAAAGGUCCUUGGUGUUCCCUCGGAGAAGGGAUCAGGCGACAUUCCCAGAGCUCGUAUCACGAACAUCUUCUUCAGCGAGAUUGUCUCUCCUCUCGUUGUUCUUGCCGCCACCCUUGUGCCAUAUCUCUAUAUCAACUCGCGCACCAUGUUCAGUGACAACAAUAAGUAUGCCCCGAACGCCAUCGCCCGAAUUGUCAUCGUCGCUCUCGCACCCGUUGGCAUCAAUGCUGGCGUUGCUGGAGUCUUUUUCGGUAUGGCGUGCUGCAUGGGCCCUCUCCUCAGCAUGUGCUGUAAGAAAUUCGGUGCCGUUCUUGCCGCUAUUGCCCAUGCUAUCGCGGUAAUUGUUCUCCUCAUCUUCUUCGUCGUGCUCUUCCUUCUGGAGGCUUUCAACUGGGCCCGAACUGUCUCUGGCCUCAUUGCCAUGAUGGCCAUCCAACGAUUCCUUUACAAGUUCAUCAUUGCGCUUGCCUUGACCAGAGAAUUCAAGCAUGACCAGUCCAAUAUCGCUUGGUGGACCGGUAAAUGGUACAACAUGGGCUGGCACUCCCUCUCCCAACCCGGCCGUGAAUUCCUCUGCAAAAUUACUGAGCUGGGAUACUUCGCCGCCGACUUCGUGCUCGGCCACAUCAUCCUGUUCUUCAUGCUGCCAGUCCUCGCCAUCCCAUAUGUGGACAAGUUCCACUCCGUCAUCCUGUUCUGGCUGCGCCCUAGUCGUCAAAUCCGUCCACCCAUCUACUCCCUCAAGCAGUCCAAGCUCCGGAAGAGACGUGUCAUCCGUUUCGCCAUUCUCUACUUUGUCAUGCUGGUCAUCUUUAUCGUCCUCAUUGCAGGCCCCUUGGUUGUCAAGAGAAUGGGUUACAACAGCAAGAUCAGCGAGGCGCUGUGGGAUACUAUCGGCCUCAAGGACGCGAGCAAGAGCCCCACCAUGUUCCUUCUCCAGCCCAUCGACAGCGGUCUUAACGACACUGAGACCUACUACACUGGUACCAGCUUGCCUGGCAAGCCCGCUGAAUCUUCAAUUGCCAACCCCACUACCUCUGGUUCCUACGUUCCAUACAAGUUGAUCUAA